Molecule: messenger RNA, 2351 nt
Organism: Drosophila rhopaloa
Lineage: Eukaryota; Metazoa; Arthropoda; Insecta; Diptera; Drosophilidae
Product: probable cytochrome P450 12a4, mitochondrial
Exons: 4
Coding region: 496-2106 (536 amino acids)
Molecular function (GO): monooxygenase activity; heme binding; iron ion binding
Source: RefSeq, a predicted model, not a curated record
UUACUUAGUUGAAGCUAAUUUUAAUUAAAUUAAAAUACAGCCACAGCCUUUUAGACCUGGUUCAAUAUCUCCUAGUCAUGGUGAAUACAAUUUUGUUGGCAUUGACACUGACUGAUAUGAAUGGUUGCCCCUAAUCUGUUUGUGUUUAUUAGGGGUUCGUUGUUUGUCGACGUCAAAUAAAACAUUCUAAAAACAUGUCACAUCCUAAAGGGCGUGAAUGUUUAUUUCCAUUACACUAUAAAAUAUGUAUAAAAAUAUGCGAACACUAUGAAUACUUUAUAAUUUAAUACAUAAUAUUUAUCAACUCUUCAAUUUGCUCUCUCGAACCUGUUUAGACGCCAGUUUGCUGUGGGUCGCGGUCACUAUCUCUCUGUUUGUGUGUUGUUUUCGUUCAAUUAAGCGUUAAAGCUCUCACAGCUUUAGAAUUAUAAAACUAGCACUCGGUUCUCAGUUUUAAUUUGGCGGUGAACGAGAAUAGUCCCAAACAUCACGAAAAUGUUGAAAGUACGCAGUGGUCUCUCAUUAAUUCAAUCGCAAAAAGCGAUUCUAACGCUCGGUUCUCAAAAGCGCUGGCAAACUAGUACGGCAUCGGCUGAAGCUAGAGACGAUCAAGAAUGGGUGCAGGCCAAGGCAUUUGAUCAGAUCCCCCGCGUCAAUAUGAUGUCCUUGGUGAUGAAAACGUCCAUGCCCGGUGGCAAAUACAAGAACAUGGAACUGAUGGAGAUGUUUGAAGCCAUGCGACAGGACUACGGAAACAUAUUUUUUAUGCCCGGCAUAAUGGGAAACCCGUCCUUUCUGAGCACCCACAAUCCGAUGGACUUUGAGGUGGUCUUCCGUAACGAGGGAGUGUGGCCCCAUCGGCCGGGCAACCAUACACUGCUCUAUCAUCGCGAAGAGCAUAUGAAGGAGUUCUACCAGGGCGUCAUGGGAAUCAUUCCCACCCAGGGAAAAACCUGGAGCGAUUUUCGUUCCGUCGUUAAUCCCGUUCUAAUGCAGCCGAAAAAUGUGAGACUCUACUACAAGAAGAUGUCGCAGGUCAAUCAGGAGUUUGUUCAACGUAUUAAGGAAAUAAGAGACGUUAAUACUCUAGAGGUGCCCAGUGACUUCAUAGACACCGUCAACCGCUGGACCCUUGAAUCCGUAUCCGUGGUGGCCCUGGAUAAGCAGUUGGGUUUGCUUAAGGAUUCGAAUAAGGAGCAAGAGGCACUUAGGCUUUUCGAAUACCUGGACGAGUUCUUUAUAGUAUCAGCGGACCUCGAAAUGAAACCCUCGCCCUGGCGCUAUAUUAAAACCCCUAAACUGAAGCGAUUGCUGAAAGCUCUGGAUGGUAUCCAGGAAGUCACAUCGGCCUACGUUGACGAGGCCAUAGAUCGAUUGGAUAAGGAAGCUAAGGCUGGUGUGGUGCGACCGGAGAACGAACAAAGUGUCCUAGAGAAAUUGCUGAAAGUUGACAGGAAAGUGGCCAGCGUUAUGGCUAUGGACAUGCUAAUGGCAGGAGUUGAUACGACUUCGAGCACCUUUGCAGCGUUCAUGCUUUGCCUGGCCAAGAAUCCUGAGAAACAGGAAAAGUUGCGGGAGGAAGUGAUGAAGGUGCUUCCCAACAAGGACUCCGAAUUCACCGAGGCCUCCAUGAAAAAUGUGCCUUAUCUACGAGCCUGCAUAAAAGAAUCAAUGCGCGUUCGACCACUUAUCAUUGGAAAUGCUCGUGUCCUUUCUAGGGACGCUGUUCUCAGUGGCUACCAAGUGCCAGCUGGAACUUAUGUGAGCAUUGUUCCUCUGAGUGCCCUUACUAAAGAUGAGUACUUCCCACAAGCUUCAGAGUUCCUGCCGGAGCGUUGGCUGCGAAGCCCCAAGGAUUCAGGGUCAAAGUGCCCGGCCAGUGAUCUUAAGUCCACAAAUCCAUUUGUCUUCCUGCCCUUCGGAUUUGGACCUCGAAUGUGCGUUGGCAAACGCAUCGUGGAAAUGGAACUUGAAUUGGGUAUCGCGCGAAUCUUUCGAAACUUCAACGUGGAGUUCAAUUAUUCCACUAAAAAUGCAUUCCGAUCUGCCCUGAUCAACCUACCAAACAUUCCGCUCAAGUUUAAAUUUACUGAUUUGCCAAACUAAUCUAUGAUUACUCAUAUUUUAGUUAAAAUUGUUCGGCCAUUUUUUGUUGUACAGUUAAUGUAAAAAAAAUAAUAUCUUUAAGUCACCAAUGUUUAUUGCGGUCCAAAGGCAAAAUGAACAAUCCAAAACAUAUUCUACAAAUGUAAUCGAAAAUUAACUAAAAUUGUAUAUAUUUAUUUUAUAAGGUUUUAACGGAGCACCUAGCCAAUCCAUCAAUAAAUAAAACACAAUGGUUUGUCUAUACA